GGCGCGAGAGCCCAGCGGCCCGCCGAGCCCCGCCGAGGCCCGAGCCCACCCGAGCGCGCCCGAGCCCGCCGCCCCCGCCCGGGGCGAUGGAGCCGGAGCCCGGCUGGGCGGCCGCUGCGCUCCUGCGGCAGAAGAGGGCGGCGCUGCGGCGCAGGGGGUGCAGCUUGGAGAGCCCCAGUACAGCACUCCAGCCUCCAGGCCCACUGAUGGAUCCACUGACGAAGGGGUCCUGUGGGAGUCAGAUGGCACAAACCCUUCUAUGGAAAGCAAAGUCGUCUCUCUCCUUUGGCAUCCAGCCCCUUCAGACAUGGCCAGCAAAAGAGCCUGAAGUCGAGUCCCAGGUCAACCUCUCUGUCUCGGAAGACCUAGGCUGUAGACGUGGGGAUUUCAGUAGGAAACAUUAUGGAUCUGUGGAGCUGCUUAUUUCCAGCGACGCUGAUGGAGCCAUCCAAAGGGCUGGAAGAUUCAGAGUGGAAAAUGGCUCUUCGGAUGAGAACGCAACCGCCCUGCCAGGCACUUGGCGAAGAACAGACGUGCACUUAGAGAACCCGGAAUACCACACCAGAUGGUAUUUCAAGUAUUUCUUAGGACAAGUCCAUCAGAAUUACAUUGGGAAUGAUGCAGAGAAGAGCCCCUUCUUCUUGUCCGUGACCCUUUCUGACCAAAACAAUCAGCGUGUCCCCCAGUACCGUGCCAUUCUUUGGAGAAAAACAGGUACCCAGAAAAUAUGCCUUCCUUACAGUCCCACAAAAACGCUCUCGGUGAAGUCCAUCUUAAGUGCCAUGAAUCUGGACAAAUUUGAGAAAGGCCCCAGGGAAAUUUUUCAUCCUGAGAUACAAAAGGACUUGCUGGUUCUUGAAGAGCAAGAGGGCUCUGUGAAUUUCAAGUUUGGGGUUCUUUUUGCCAAAGACGGGCAGCUCACUGACGAUGAGAUGUUCAGCAAUGAAAUCGGAAGUGACGCUUUUCAAAAAUUUUUAAAUCUCCUGGGUGACACAGUCACUCUCAAGGGCUGGACAGGCUACCGUGGCGGUCUGGACACCAAAAACGAUACCACAGGGAUCCAUUCCGUUUAUACUGUAUACCAAGGGCACGAGAUCAUGUUUCAUGUCUCCACCAUGCUGCCAUAUUCCAAAGAGAACAAACAGCAGGUGGAAAGGAAGCGCCACAUUGGAAAUGAUAUUGUCACCAUUGUGUUCCAGGAAGGAGAGGAACCUUCUCCUGCCUUCAAGCCUUCCAUGAUCCGCUCGCAUUUUACACAUAUUUUUGCCUUAGUGAGGUAUGAUCAACAAAAUGACAAUUACAGGCUGAAAAUAUUUUCAGAAGAAAGCGUACCACUCUUUGGCCCACCCUUACCAUCCCCCCCGGUGUUUACAGACCACCAGGAAUUCAGGGACUUUUUGCUAGUGAAAUUAAUUAAUGGUGAAAAAGCCACUUUGGAAACCCCGACAUUUGCCCAGAAACGUCGACGUACUCUGGAUAUGUUGAUUCGAUCUUUAUACCAGGAUUUGAUGCCAGAUUUACAUAAGAACAUGCUUAAUAGACGAUCUUUUAGUGAUGUCUUACCAGAAUCGCCCAAGUCAGCACGGAAGAAAGAGGAGGCCCGCCAGGCAGAGUUUGUUAGAAUAGGGCAGGCGCUAAAACUGAAAUCCAUUGUGAGAGGGGAUGCUCCGUCCAGCCUGGCAGCUUCAGGGAUCUGUAAGAAAGAGCCUUGGGAGCCCCAGUGUUUCUGCAGUAAUUUCCCUCACGAAGCCGUGUGUGCAGAUCCCUGGGGCCAGGCCUUGCUGGUUUCCACUGAUGCUGGCGUCUUGCUAGUGGAUGAUGACCUUCCGUCAGUGCCAGUGUUUGACAAAACUCUGCCAGUGAAGCAGAUGCAUGUGCUCGAGACGCUGGACCUUCUGAUUCUCAGAGCAGACAAAGGAAAAGACGCCCGCCUCUUUGUCUUCAGGCUGAGUGCUGUGCAGAAGGGCAUCGAGGGCAAACAGGCUGUGAAGAGCAAGUGUGAGUGCAGAGAGAACAAGCUUGAGAAGACGAAAGGCUGCCACUUGUAUGCCAUUAACACUCACCAUAGCAGAGAGCUGAGGAUCGUAGUUGCAAUUCGGAAUAAACUGCUUCUGAUCACGAGGAAACACAACAAGCCGAGCGGGGUCACGAGCGUCCCACUCCUGUCUCCCCUGUCGGAGUCACCUGUGGAGGAAUUCCAGUACAUCAGGGAGAUCUGUCUGUCCGACUCUCCUGCGGUGAUGACCUUAGUAGAUGGGCCAACGGAAGAGAGUGACAAUCUCAUCUGUGUGGCUUAUCGACACCAGUUUGAUGUGGUGAACGAGAGCACGGGGGAGGCCUUCAGGCUGCACCACGUGGAGGCCAACAGGGUUAAUUUUGUUGCAGCUAUUGAUGUGUACGAAGAUGGAGACGCCGGUCUGCUCUUGUGUUACAACUACAGUUGCAUCUAUAAAAAGGUUUGCCCAUUUAAUGGUGGCUCUUUUUUGGUUCAACCCUCUGCAUCAGACUUCCAGUUCUGUUGGAACCAGGCUCCUUGUGCGAUUGUCUGUGCUUUCCCAUACCUCCUGGCCUUCACCACCGACUCCAUGGAGAUCCGCCUGGUGGUGAACGGGAACCUGGUCCACACGGCGGUUGUGCCUCAGCUGCAGCUCGUGGCCUCCAGGUCGGAUAUAUACUUCACAGCCACCGCUGCCGUGAAUGAGGUCUCGUCUGGAGGCGGCUCCAAGGGGACCAGCGCCCACAACUCUCCUCAGACACCCCCGGGCCGAGAGACUCCAGUAUUUCCUUCUUCCCUGGGGGAAGGUGAAAUUCAGUCAAAAAAUCUGUACAAGAUUCCACUCAGAAACCUUGUUGGCAGAAGCAUCGAGCGACCUCUGAAAUCGCCCUUAGUCUCCAAGGUCAUCACCCCACCCACUUCCAUCGGCGUUGGCAUCGCUGCCAUUCCUGUCACUCAUUCCUUGUCCCUGUCCCGCAUGGAGAUUAAAGAAAUAGCAAGCAGGACCCGCAGGGAGCUGCUGGGCCUCUCCGACGAAGGUGGACCCCGGUCAGAAGGAGCACCAAAGGCGAAGUCAAAAGCCCGGAAGCGGUUAGAAAGCCAGGGAGGCCCCAAGCCAGGGACAGUGAGGUCAACGAGCAGCGACAGGAUCACCUCGGCUUCCUUGGAAAGUCCUUCUACUUCCGAAGCCAAUCCCGAGGGGCGUUACCACUCAACAGGCUCCGAGCAGGAGCCCAUGGCAGACAGAGAAGGCAGCCCAGUCUGGGGCAGCAGCCCCUUUCAGCUCACGGCUUCCUCGGAUGAAGACAUCAUUGACUUGAAGUAAACAGAGCCCGAAUCGAGUCCGCCAUCUUUAAUUUUCUUAUGGAGGUUUAUACUCUUUAACCAGUUCUGACAUCAUUUCUCAACAAAAUGUGGCUUUUAGCCUGUCCGUGAGCUAUUGGACCAAACCUUCUGCACACUCGGCCAGUUUGGGUCACUCUCCAGUGUCCGGUGCCAUCUUCCUUGACCUUUGUUUCUUUCUGUUCAGGAACCAUCAGUCCCCUUGUAAUAAAGGUGGUAGAUUUCAUUGAGGUUUUAGAUUGAAACUUUGAAUAAA
This is a messenger RNA of Equus quagga, 3593 nucleotides long. RefSeq names its product GTPase activating Rap/RanGAP domain like 3 (gene GARNL3). NCBI's taxonomy places the organism in Eukaryota, Metazoa, Chordata, Mammalia, Perissodactyla, Equidae. Gene Ontology annotation, cellular component: cytoplasm. The record is from RefSeq and is a predicted model, not a curated record. The coding region runs from base 87 to 3320 and encodes 1077 amino acids. The transcript has 30 exons. Gene Ontology annotation, biological process: activation of GTPase activity; regulation of small GTPase mediated signal transduction. Gene Ontology annotation, molecular function: GTPase activator activity.